Harpia harpyja (harpy eagle) is the source of this 3225-nucleotide messenger RNA. It is a transcript of the gene GPD2, whose product is annotated as glycerol-3-phosphate dehydrogenase 2. Gene Ontology annotation, biological process: glycerol-3-phosphate metabolic process. Gene Ontology annotation, cellular component: glycerol-3-phosphate dehydrogenase (FAD) complex; mitochondrion. The transcript is spliced from 17 exons. Gene Ontology annotation, molecular function: calcium ion binding; glycerol-3-phosphate dehydrogenase (quinone) activity. Bases 155 to 2338 code for a protein of 727 amino acids. Lineage: Eukaryota; Metazoa; Chordata; Aves; Accipitriformes; Accipitridae. The record is from RefSeq and is a predicted model, not a curated record.
GGCUGGCUGGCGAAGCCGCUGGAGGCGAAGCGAGGCGUGCCGCGGCCGGAGGAGGCGGGCAGGGAGCUGGCUGCUCCCCCCCUUGCUUCUCCUCCCGCCGGCCGGCGAGCAGCGAGGAGAGGGACGCGGGCUGGCCCGGGCUCCUGGAUAAAAAAUGGCAUUUCAGAAGGCAGUGAAAGGAACUGCUCUCAUUGGAGGAGGUGCCAUAGCAACAGUUUUUGGCCUCUCUCAAUUUUCUCAGUAUAGAAACAAACACAGUACCUUUGUGCAUGUUCAGGCUGCAGAAGCUGUGACUGUUCCAAUAAAGAACCAUCUCCCCACAAGAGAACAACAAAUUUUGGCACUGCAAACCACAGGUGAAUUUGAUGUCCUUGUUAUAGGUGGAGGAGCAACAGGAUGUGGCUGUGCUUUAGAUGCAGUCACUAGAGGACUAAAAACAGCCCUUCUAGAAAGAGAUGAUUUCUCAUCAGGGACCAGCAGCAGGAGUACUAAAUUGAUCCAUGGUGGAGUGAGAUAUCUUCAGAAGGCCAUCAUGAAGUUGGAUUUUGAGCAGUACAAGAUGGUGAAAGAAGCACUUGAGGAGCGUGCAAAUCUGCUUGAAAUCGCUCCUCACCUAUCAGCUCCUUUGCCAAUAAUGCUACCUGUUUACAAAUGGUGGCAGUUGCCAUACUACUGGUUUGGAAUAAAACUGUAUGACCUUGUGGCAGGAAGUCAGUGUCUGAAAAGUAGUUAUGUCCUUAGCAAGUCAAGAGCCUUGGAGCACUUUCCAAUGCUACGCAAAGACGAGCUUGUUGGAGCUAUUGUCUACUAUGAUGGACAGCACAACGACGCACGGAUGAACCUCGCCAUCGCCCUCACUGCUGCCAGGUACGGCGCUGCCACCGCCAAUUACGCUGAAGUGCUGCGUUUGCUCAAGACGACAGACCCGGCCAGCGGGAAGGAGCGCGUGUGCGGGGUGCGCUGCAGGGACGUCUUAACAGGGCAGGAAUUUGAUGUCAAAGCCAAAUGUGUUAUCAAUGCUACGGGACCUUUCACAGACUCUGUGCGCAAAAUGGAUGAUCAGGAAGUACCAAACAUCUGUCAGCCAAGUGCAGGCGUGCAUAUUGUGAUGCCUGGUUAUUACAGCCCUGAUAAUAUGGGUUUGCUUGACCCAGCCACCAGCGAUGGUAGAGUGAUUUUCUUCCUGCCAUGGGAGAAGAUGACUAUUGCAGGGACCACAGACAGCCCGACUGAUGUUACUUCCCAUCCGAUACCAACAGAAGAAGAUAUAAACUUCAUUUUGAAUGAAGUGCGCAACUACCUUAGUGUUGAUGUUGAAGUGAGAAGAGGAGACGUGUUGGCAGCGUGGAGUGGCAUUCGUCCUCUGGUCAUAGACCCCAACUCCAAAGACACGCAGUCGAUAUCCCGGAAUCAUGUCGUUACCAUUAGCGAUAGUGGCCUUGUCACGAUAGCAGGUGGGAAGUGGACAACCUACCGUGCCAUGGCGCAGGACACCAUUGAUGCAGCUAUUCAAGCGCAUGAUCUGAAGGCAGGUUCCAGUAAGACCAUUGGGCUGCAGCUACAAGGGGCUGAGGACUGGAGUCCCACUCUCUACAUUAGGUUGGUCCAAGACUAUGGACUUGAAAGUGAGGUGGCUCAGCAUCUAGCUUCAACAUAUGGGGACAAGGCUUUUGAGGUGGCCAAAAUAGCCCAAGUUACAGGAAAGAGAUGGCCUAUUGUUGGAAAACGUCUUGUAUCUGAAUUUCCUUAUAUUGAAGCUGAGGUUGUCUAUGGUGUUAAAGAGUAUGCCCGCACGGCAGUGGAUAUGAUUUCCCGACGUACUCGCUUGGCCUUUCUGAAUGUGCAGGCUGCAGAGGAAGCCCUGCCAAGAAUCAUAGAUAUAAUGGGGAAAGAACUUAACUGGAAUGAGCAGAAAAAAAAGGAAGAACUUGAAGCUGCUAAAAAGUUUCUCUAUUAUGAAAUGGGCUACAAAGUAAAAUCAGAUCAAUUAACAGACAGCUCUGAAAUCAGUCUAGGGCCUUCAGAUAUUGAAAGGUACAAGAAGCGAUUCCACAUGUUUGACAAGGACAAGAAAGGGUUUAUUACUAUACUGGAUGUGCAGCGUGUCUUGGAGAGCAUCAGUGUGCAAAUUGCUGAAAACACACUUCAUGAUAUUCUAAAUGAAGUGGAUCUGAACAAAAAUGGACAGGUUGAGCUCAAUGAAUUUUUGCAGCUCAUGAGUGCUAUUCAGAAGGGCCAUGUGUCUGGAAGCCGGCUGGCUGUGCUCAUGAAGACUGCAGAGGAGAAUCUGCAUCAGAGGGUGGUGAUUCCGGUGGACCGGAGCGGUGGUGGACUGUGAGUUCAAACACAACGUCUGCUCACAGCCACGGCUAACGGAGACGUGUAGCUGCGUCUCUCUGCUGAAAAACAUUCCAGUGCUUCUGAUUGUCCUUGCUUGUUCAAGAUGACCAGUAUCUGUCCAUUGGUGUAGCUCUUACAAAAAUACAUUGGUGGAUUUUUUUUUUCAUUAUUAAUGGUUUUCUGUACAGCUCUUAAUACUCCAGUAUGUGGCCUUUUGGAUUGGGUAUUCUUUAGUCACAGGGGCUUAUUAACAAAGAGUUCAGGAAUACAGUCUAGAAAGAUUUGGGUGCACACACAAGCACAUGUGCACGUACUGCCUUGUUCAUUAACUUUUAUAUCACCUUUACCUCUUAAAGAAAACGAUGCUCAGAAAGUGAAUCCUGCCUUUAAAUGCAUUGCAUUGAGUUUUGCAAAUACGCGUUUAGUAUUUAAAAGCUGCUGAUCUGUCCUCCUCAACAAAGAGCAAGAGAGGGAAAGCUGAUGUUCUGGAUUGGAGAUAGUAUCGUGAAAGGAACAAAACUGAUGCCUCCUGAGGUAGUGAUUACUGUGAAGAACUGUCAUGAGCCUUCUGUAGGUGGUUGGUUUUGCUCUUUCGAGUGCUCUGUUAUUUCAGUGGUACCAAUACUUGGCCAGACAAAAAUACCAGCAGUAUGAAGCUGGAAAACUACAAGACAUCUUGAUUAAUCGCCCAAGCUAAUAAUUUAGUUAAAAGCUAGGGGACAGCUUUCCUUUCUCCCAUAUUAAUAAAAAUAAGCUUCCUUUAAUAAACAGCGUUGUCUAGCAGGUGGUGUUUUAUGCUGUAAAGUGCUUCAUACUGUUUCCAGUACGUCCUGUUUUGGACAAACACUGAUGAUAUGUAGAAUAUGGCAGUUUUCGAUAGCAUAA